CUUUAAUUCGACAUAGUAAUAUAAAACGCUUUUGGGGCUUGCGCGGCGCCUGUUCUCAGGCUUGCACUUUCUCUUUUCGCCGAAGCGAAUGAUGCAGCGCACGAGCCAGGCCUUUGCUAGUGGCUCCAACUUGCAGAAGAGAACAACGCGCGAUGCAACAGUGGCCCAGGGCGUGCGUGGCAAGGCACAAGGCCUAUCCACGCAGGUGGUCAGCAACCCGCGCUCGCUAGCUGCUGGCGCCAGCCUUGUGCCACGGCGCUCUACAGCCAACUGGGUCGCGGAGGUGAGCACCAGCGCGCAGCGGCUACUGGAAGCCCCUGCAUCAUACAGGCAAGGGGGGGCACAGGCGAAUGCUGGCCCUAACGCGUUGAUGGCCACCGACGGCAAGGCGAGCUCGCUGCGCAAGCUCGUUGUUGACGGGGUAGACGAUUCGCCAAAUGUCCAGGUCCGCUUCUGCCUCAAGUACCGCACGUCGUAUGGUCAAUCAGUCAAGAUUAUUGGCUCGCAUGCGAAGUUGGGCAACUGGGACAUCAACAAGGCGCUGGUGCUCAGCUGGACGGACGGUGACCGCUGGGUGGCCACCAUCGAGCUCCCCGCUGGCUCCGUCUACGAGUACAAGUACGUGCUGGUGGACCACGACGGCCGCAGCGCACUGGCCUGGCAGGGCGGCAGCAACAGCGUGCUGGCCAUUGGAGACCAGGACGAGCAGGGCGUGGAGGUGCAGGACAACUGGCACAACAACCCAGGGCAGGCGGCGGUCGUUGCAGGCGGCCAAACACUCACACGCGAGACCAAGCUGCAGGCAUGGGCAGAGGAGAUGAAGCAGUACCGGGCGCUGGCCCGCAGCGCGCAGUUUGAGCUGUCGCGGAAGGCGGAGGAGCUGCAGGCGUCCAAGGCGCAGGUAGCACGGCUCAAGAUGGAGUUGAGUAUGAGCCUGAAGGCGCGCGAGGAGCUGGAGAGCCGGCUGGCGGACCUGGAGGGCGAGAACCUGUCGCUGCGGGCGCAGGUGGCGCAGAGCCAGAUCGCCAUGAAAAGCACUCUGGAGGAGGCCAUCAAGCUGCUUCAGCAGGAAAUCGAGGAGGGCGAGGAGGAGCUGUACAGCACGGGGCUGGGCGAUGAGGAGUUGGAGGCAGCAGCCAGCGGCAGCGGCAGCUCGGGCGCCAGCUCCUCCAGCAGCAACGGCAGUGGCUGGGGCUGGGGCCGCAGCAAGGAGGCGGAGACGGUGUACGCCGGCAGCAACGGCAGCAGCAGUAACGGGAGCGGCGGCAGCAACGGCGCGACAUUUGAGCGGUUCGGCUUCCGACUCAGCGGCAACACCUUCGACCAGCCGCAGCAGACCGGGUCCGAAUUUGGGCACAACAGCGGCAGUCGAUCAAACAACAACGUGCUGGCGGACUGGCGGACACGCCUGGGCAGCCAAUAGCGUGAGGGAGCAGGAGAGCGUGUGCGUGCUUUGCCGAGGGUAUAAUCUGAUGUACGGUAAUCUAAUCUGAAACAUGAGAGUGGCUGUGGUUGUGCAUGCAUGGCCAGGUAAGGUUGCCUAUGGGCUUAAACACCUGCGUUGCGUCCGCGAGCAACGAAUUUGCACUCUGGCGUGCCAUAUGGUAGACAGCGCUGUUCUUUGGGUCUGCGUUCUGUUUGUGAAGGUGAGUCGGAUGUAAUGUAUAACCAGCACAACACGAAGACCGUUUGGGGGCAUGCAUGCACGCACAAAUUACCUGUAUGCUUGUUAUUAGGGCUUGCAAGAGAGGGCACAUCCAACGCGUUGUGGCGUGGAAGUCUGACGCCUAAGAUCAUGUUUGGUGAGGCAACUUGGACAGCUUUGGACAACUGUGAGGCAAGUGAGGACGCGCGACGUGCGAGUAAAGACGUGCGAGACAUCUGGCCCCUCCCGUUUUACGCAACAGCGCCCCUUUCAGCGGUGUUAGCGGUGUCAGCCUCCCAGGGGUUUCAGACAGGGGCCCGCUGGUAGCGAAGUGUGACGGCAGCGCAUCUUGGGGCUAUGGGACAUGAUAAUGAGAUUGCAUUGUUACAAGAGAGGACAACAGGGUCAGGUUGGCGCCUUUUAGGAGCAUCAUGUUGGGGUGGGGCUGUUUGGACACCUUUAUGCCGCGGCAUCUUAGUUGGCCCGCCGGCUCAUCAUUCGCAUUCACUAGCAAACACUUCGGCAUCAUAGUUGCGAGGGGUGGCCUGGCGUGCCGGCCGCGCGAUCUUGAAUUGCCCACCGCCCGGCAGGUAACAUCUGCAACCAGGGGUGCCCCUCGUGGGUGCCCCUGUCCGCAACGCAACUGUGCUCUCGGUAACCCCGCGCUCUUCCGCUGCCUGCUAGCUCCGACUGCAGCCUGCGUGGCGCAACCAGCGUUCGUUUCGGUUCUUCGCGUCAAAAGGGGGGCGGGUAGAAAGCUCAGGAUCUCACCCCAUGCUCAAAAUUACAGAGCUUUCUAAGAGGAUUACGCACGUACUUCUACUUUUGUCAGGGGUGGUUUGGUGAGGAAGUUCUGGGCCGCCAAGGUGGGGGGUCUGGAGGUUUAGUUCGUACCAGGGGAGGAACUGUUGCGGAACUACUGGACAUGUCGGCAUAUGUGAUAUGUCCCCACGUUCGACACCUGCGCGCUGACGUGGCGGGCGUCUCAAGCGCUGGUGCACAUGAACUCAUACUUUAACAAGGCUGCCGAUGCGCGCUGUCAAUACAACAAAUGGCUAAGAGUUGAACGCGGGGUGGGCUGGACCGAGGGGAUUUCGAUGGACAGGAUCCCGUGUGUGACUGAAGUCUCAGAACAGGACCGCCCAGGGCUCCUAUCUUAAUGUCUCCAGACAUUAAUUGGCCAUUUUGGCCGUUUCCUAGACAUUGCUCCCGGGGGCUAAUGUCUGGGGCGAGACUUUGUUGGCCCGGGUUUGGGGUGGGUUUUGUCUCAAUUCCUAUGGAGAAGCCCCCAAACCGCCAUGUGCCCAGACAAAAGACAGCGGCCACCCGGCCGUUUUUGUCUGGAGCUAGACAUUACCCCCAAAACAAGAUACGACCCCUGGGACCGCCGAUGGCACAGCGUGAGAACGCUCAUCAAGAGGAAUCAAUUUGCAUCCCUUUGGUACUUGGGGUUGAGGGGGGUUCAGUCGUGGGGUCCGGGGGAUUUCGGUGCUGGGGGUUGGGCCGUGGGGUCGGGCACUAUGAUGCGCAUCCCCACCCCCACCUGACACUCUGAUGACCUACUUGGCACGGCCGACCCGCCUCCGUACCUUGGCUUCCCUGCCGCUCAUGUUCCGGUGCUGACGCCCUAAUCUUGGUUGCGGUGGGGGGGCGCCGCCCUUCAGUCCCCGGCGCGCAACCUUAGUCACCGGGGGUGACCCCGCCGCCCCAACCUCGGACCCCGGCGUUGGCAAGUUGGCAGGGCAGGCUGCCCGACGCAUCUGUCCAACCAGAGGCUGCAUCUUGUUGGAUUUUCUACCUCCUGGGGUUUCAACUGCAAUGAGGGUCUAAACCAGUGAAA
This is a messenger RNA of Chlamydomonas reinhardtii, 3485 nucleotides long. RefSeq lists its product as uncharacterized. NCBI's taxonomy places the organism in Eukaryota, Viridiplantae, Chlorophyta, Chlorophyceae, Chlamydomonadales, Chlamydomonadaceae. The transcript is spliced from 9 exons. The coding region runs from base 92 to 1423 and encodes 443 amino acids. Gene Ontology annotation, cellular component: membrane. Gene Ontology annotation, molecular function: starch binding. The record is from RefSeq and is a predicted model, not a curated record.